Molecule: messenger RNA, 1578 nt
Organism: Cantharellus anzutake
Lineage: Eukaryota; Fungi; Basidiomycota; Agaricomycetes; Cantharellales; Hydnaceae
Exons: 8
Coding region: 1-1290 (429 amino acids)
Source: RefSeq, a predicted model, not a curated record
AUGGAUGGGCAGACGAGGGUAGACAAGGAUAGACAAGGGUUGGCAAAUUACUGCUGGGCGGAAGUCACGGGUCCCAUUCCUGUCGGGUGGAGCCGUGUUUCCACCGUCUACUACCAAGUGUUCCCGGUGGCAAUUUCGAAGACAGCGACUGUCGGCAUCCUCAGCCAUCAAAGAGCAGAAGACGGUCGCUUUCCAACACCUCGCACUCUGGAAGGUUUCCAUCCCAGUCGACGACGUGCUAUCGCCAGUGAUGAGAUUGUCCUACAAGACCUACACAUCAUUAUUCGGUUCCCGCGUGUUGUGCCACAAUUAGAUCCUCCUAUUCUCGAACUGUACUGUCUCAUUCAUGGCGAUGGUGCCAACCAUAUCUUUCCGGUCCAAAUUGCGAGUACAGAGUCUGUCGGUACCCUCAAGAAAGCCAUCAAGGAGGAGAAGUUCGCUCUCCAACACAUUGACGCAGACACCCUCAAUUCUGGAAGAGAUUAUCUUCCAUCCACCUCAGGAUGGAUAUCUACACAUCAUUGUUCAGUCUCCCCCUGUAUUAGCAACCGUGUCCCCAAGGGCCGGGCGGAAUGGGCUUCAAAGUUUGCGCAAAAGGCACCUUCGGAAAAAGGGAAGCCGAAAAAUUUCGCUGCUGACCAGAGAAGAAACCCUCCUGCAUUCUGUUUCAAUCGCCCACCAUCGACUGCCGCGACGAUACCUAUCACAUUGCACAAUCCCAUAUUUGGCCAGUUCCAAGAUGACUGCAACACUUACAUACCGACGAAGGCAGACCAUGACUUAAAGCUGUCAAGUUCUAUGUCAGAGUUUUGCGAUGCCGAGAAAGGGAGGGUGGAGAAGAUUUUGGAGGAUCUUCGGUGCAACAACUUUUGCUUCGGGCUCAUGGAAGUCAAGUCAGAGAUUAUCCUAGGCGGUGCUGAGCCUAUCUUUGAAGCGGCCUGGUACUACGCUGCUAAUCUGGGCUCCAAUCUCCCUUGUUUUAUUCUCUACAUCGCUGGUGAGGUUGCACGCGCCCUGCUGUGGACCAUACACCCUCAUCUACAAGUUGUAGCACCUACUUUGCCGCUCUUCUAUCACACAUCCGAUGUCGAUAUGCGGAUGCAAACCGCGCGUUUUUUGGGUGCAGUGAGCGUUGAAUACUACGAAUCCGAACUUCCAUGUAUUACUGCCCUGUCCCCUGCCCAGCCACCCAACGUGGGAUUCCCGCAUCCUACCCACUUCCUUUCUCUGGAUGACAAUUCAUUCGAAUACUUAAGGAAGAGAAACUCGUAUUUAUGGCACUGCCAGUGAUGACAAAAUAUGCAUCAAGUUCGUCCAUCAAUACUCGAAGGAAGCAUUGCAAAUCCUCAUCAUUGGGAUUCGUGCCUUCCUACGGCUUUCAGCCCGUUCCCGGUGGAUGGUAUAUGGUUGUCAUAAAUUUCAUCGAUAAUACUUAUCAUGAAUUGGAGGAUUCAUAUGCAAAAGCUUCAUUUGAAACCGGAAGGUGACCAGUCUCCAAGCAGGAUAUGUGCACGGUGACAUUUGAACUACCAACAUCAUGGUGAAGACGGUACACCCGGAAUCAUGCUAGUUGACUUU